Molecule: messenger RNA, 1781 nt
Organism: Coniophora puteana RWD-64-598 SS2
Lineage: Eukaryota; Fungi; Basidiomycota; Agaricomycetes; Boletales; Coniophoraceae
Exons: 6
Coding region: 51-1499 (482 amino acids)
Molecular function (GO): coenzyme A diphosphatase activity
Source: RefSeq, a predicted model, not a curated record
ACAACAUCCACCCUCGCCGCGACAUUUAGUUUGUAACUACUGUAGCAAUAAUGUCAUCGGAGAAACCCAUCCACGUCGUUCGGUUACUGUCUCGUGCUCUUCAUCGUAUCCGCACGACUUCCCCAAGACUUAUCUCUUCGCCCGCAACCCAACCUCGUCGUGCUGCUGUUGCACUCGUCAUACGCGUCCUUCCUUCUCCCCACUCACCGCCUAUCCCCAGCGAUGCCCCCAUACCCACGUUGAGCCAGUUUUUCGAGCUCGACUGGGUUAACGAUCCAAAUGCAAGCGUGGAGAUUCUAUAUUUGCACCGUGAUGGAGCGGCACCUUCGGACGGAGUCCCAGGGAGUUAUGCCUCUACAUCCAGCACGUCUAACGCUAGUUCAGGAGCAAAGGCAGAGGCGCACAUAGCCUUCCCAGGUGGGCGUAUGGAGGAGGGUGACGAAGGUGGCCUCUAUACUGCUAUGCGUCAGACCUGGGAAGAAAUAGGACUUGACCUGGCUGAGCGGGACUUCACAUGCAUUGGACAGCUCGAUGAUCGCGAGAUAACGACAUCCCUUGGAAAACGGCUUCUUAUGAUCUUGUCACCUUUUGUCUUCCUUCAGCUCACUGCCAAUCCUAUCCCAGUGGACCCCGCCGAAGGUACCGAAAUUUAUUGGACGCCUCUGGAAUCUUUAGUGGACGCAGUCAGUCCAAUCCCUGCUGGGAUAGAUCGCGAACGCAGCGCUAAGUGGACAACCGUCAAUGUCGACGCCGCCUCAAGGAUUACACCUAAACAUGCCCCAAAACUCAAGCACCUUGUCAGGCUUCUCCUUGGUACUAUGCAAUUCCCAGCUCUGUUGCUAGAUGUACCCGACCAUACUAUCGAAACUGCCUCAGCACCCUCAUAUCCUUCUCCCGCCAAUUCGCCUCCCCUUAAAGGCCCAGGCUCCUUCCCCAAUUCGACGCAAGAUUCACUGGAAAAGGGUGUGCCAUCAGCGUUGAAGCCAAAGUAUCUGAAGCUAUGGGGCUUGUCGCUUGGCAUGACUUUGGAUUUACUCUCCAACAUGAUCCCGAGUGUGCAUUCGACGUCCAUUCCUAGCUUGCCUUCACCGCCGCUAUCUGUCAGCUCUUUCCAGCGUGAACAAAGGUCUGCCGCUGCCGCUGCUGUUGACUCCUCCGUGUGGCUAUCUGCACUCCAUCUUCCCUUCCGUCCAGUCGGAGGUGAAGGUAUGCGUGUGGAAGCUAUAGCUCCAAGUCUCGCGAGCGUGUUCCCGCGGUUUUCCUAUCCUGAUGUCAACUUUUGGAUCUGGGUAUUUGGCAAGAGGUAUCGAGAAGUCGUCCGUGGAUGGGAGGCCAGUACGAGAUCUGGAGGAUCAAACGAUAGAAGGAUCAACUGGGCUGGAACGGCGCUGAAUACGUUCUAUGCUGCUGUGCGCAAAGCUUUAAUCGUUGUAAUUAUCCUUCGUGCGAUCGGAAUUAUCAUUGGGUUGGCCUUUGCAGCUUGGUGGGUAUUUUCUUGAUCGCACAGCCGACCAUGCAGAAAUCGGAGCAUUUCGGACUCCACCAUAGUUACGCCUUUUACGGACUUUUGGUGACGAUUUACCUGUUUGUCUUUCAUUGUAUACACCCGAGAUUCAUCGUUGGCAAUUUCAUCCAGAACAGUUUCAGUAAACAUCAUACACACACCUUCACAUACAUCACAAUAGCACCUUUACCUUAGAUGUAACGAAUAUCCUGUUCUUUCCUUCCAAAAGUCGUCAGUUAACAUAGUUACGCCCAACAUGAUCUCCACCCUUUGAGUC